AUGCGCCCAAAGACCGAACGCGAGAUGUCGCAGCAUACACUCGGUUCAAGUCUGCAUUUACCUUUCAAGGCCUCUGCGACGUCUCUUGUAAUGAGUCCUAGUGUAUCAUCACUAAAUUCCUCGCCUGGUGCCCAGCAGUCCGAAGUCGUUGUUAUGGACAUCCGAGAUGUGCCGUCUGUGCAUCCCCUGUCCAGAACCCUCACAUAUAUGAUCCCCAACAACCGUCCACCAGUCCUCCCUCACGAACCGCAUGUCCUAUCGGCACUACUUGUCCCCUUCCUGGGACCCUUCACUGGUGAGCGUCUCGCUGUAGAGCAGCAGACAGCUGUCGAGACGUUCGAAUACAUGAUGAGGACAUGGAGGGCUCCUUCCAACGAGGAAGAAUUGGGGCGCUGUCUCUGGUGUUGCAAUGCCGCUUCGGCGCCUUCAGCUUCGCGCGUACGCAUUCUAGGUGCUCUGUCUUCUCUCCUCUUCUCUCGGGACAAGACAUUCACUGCCGAGACGCCUAUGAUUCUUCGGACGCUGUAUCAGGGUCUGUUCUCGCUUCUGCUUUGCCUUGCGUCCUCCGGCGACUCAGUCGCGGCGGAGUCACUCAGAGCCUACAUUGCCGCUGUACGAGACGGCCAGUGUGGCAGUUCCUCACCGCAGUCACUGGAGAAGGAGUACGGCGUGCGAUGGACGAAGAACGAUAGCGAUACGCGUGUAAGGCAUGCUAUCGCCACGGAGAGCGUUAUCGGAUGUAUCGAGACUGGAUCCGAGAAUAGCCGCAAGUGGAUGCUGCACAAUUUGCUGGAGGAGUUCUGGCCCUUGCCCGAGGACACACUAUCGCCGACUCCAUUGGACUCGUGCAUCAAGGCCCACAAGCUCCAGCUGUUUGCGAACGCCGCGACGGCGUUGCUGUUCUCUUCGGCUGAGACGAAUACCGGAGCUCAAGUGGCUGAUGUGGCGGUCAUAAGCCGCGUCUUCCAUACGCGUGUGCUGCCGGAGAUUCAUUCCAUACGGAAUAAGGAUGCUGGUCAGACUCGCCACACGGUGAUUAGGUUCGCGCUGGACCUGGCAUGCACUCCCAGCAACCCCGAUAGAGAGGCAUUUUUUACUCAGCUUUCGGCCUGGCUAGGAGACAAACAAGAUUGGAACAUCGCCGUAGAGGAGACGAUAAAUGAAUUGAUCACUAAUGCGGAAUGGACGACUAUUCUUCGUCUAUUACCCGGCGUCGCAAAUGUCUUCCCCGAGGAGUUACGAAGCCGGACAGUCACCCUGAUAUUGCCUUUGCUGCACGACCGGCUCAUAGACAACGGCCCCGACCAUCCGUGCAAGCCGCUCACCGACUUCCUCGAUGUCAUCUCCCACGCUUACCCCAGGUUACUCUACAAGCCGAUCUUCACUUGUGCAGCAUCUGCGAAGGACCUGACCAUAGGGACGCAACUGUGCGUACUGACAUGCUUGACAAAAUUCCUGACGGAUUUCUGGUUCCACGAUGCCGAUAUGGUUUCCGUCGCCCUCAUGAGCGAUCCUGCGGGAGCGAAGUCGCCUCCUGUCCAAGGCGCGAAGUGGGGUAGAGCUCGUACCGGUCAAUCGGUGCUACUGGUAGAAUUGAUCACGGCGUUGCGAGCUGCUCGUCACUCCCAGGACUUGAGGACGGUCUCCACCGCAACACGAUUCGUGACCGCUGUGGAGGCGCGGCUUGGUGCAUUGAUACAGGCGAAGGAGCAAAAUACUAGAAUCCCCGUGUCACAGAGAAUAUUAUUCUGUGCUCUUUUCCGUGAGAUCCGGUUGUUGACUCGGUCCCUGAAGCCCACUGCUUGGCUGUCCUCGGUUAUUUCUUGGGCCUCGUACGAUCCGGACCGAGAGGACAACGAGGAUGUGUAUCAGGAGGAGGAAGUUGGGAUCAGUCUCGACAAGCUUAGAGCGCUCUAUGCGCAUGCCAACGAGGCCUUGCGGGGCGGCAGCAAGCGGAGGACUACAGCCUUCGUGUCUCCAAGCCUCAGCAUUCAGCGGUCUGCCUCCUCAGCAGAUAUGUCAGUUUCAGGCUUCCUUUCUGACAGGCUCGAGCUGUUGGAUUCUCUGCAAGGAGCGUCCGUGAACACCAUGUUCCCGCUGCUGGUGCUGGUCUCUGGGUUGCUGAACCAGGACCACUACGCCCACUUGGCUCCUACCCUCUGGAGCAGAUGUCUCUCGGAGGCUAGUGUCGUAGUAGGCUCAUCGACGACAUUUCUUGUUAUGCAAUGUGCAGAGAAGGCUCCUGCUGAGAUCGUUCGAGCAAUCGAGCAUGAUCUCUCGCAUCAAGACCCAGAGAUUUGUCUGUCUGCGAUCAAGAAGAUGGAGAUGAUUGCGAGCUGGCGUUCUCACCUGCUAGCCUUGGACGUCAUCCUCGACCGCACGUACCGACGGCCUUUCAAAGUGGCGCGACCGCCUAUCCCAUUCGUGCCAACCGACAUGGGCUCGAGCCUCUUCGUCUUGGACGAAGACGUUUAUGAGUUCAAGGACAAUCACGGACAUGUGCUACCUCUUGAGCUUCGCAGGCGACUCGCGGAGAUCGGCUGGGACGAGGAAGAUCGCACCAUAGAUCCUAAGACACAAUGGAUCAAGACGCCCAUGUCGCUGCUACCGAGUCUGCAUCUGGAAUCCCUCGACGCACCAGUCGAUGACAUGGCCGGCAUCGGUCGGGCUUCUAGUCACAGUCCUAGUCCUGAUCCAUCCCCGACGGCAUCGCCGUCGAAGGAGGGACCACGCCUCAGACGGUCGUCCAGUGACAGUAGCAUGCGGGGAUCCAAACGACGGCCUGUCUUCGUCCCCGCCUUGGUAUCGUUGCUUCCACGACUGGCUGCUAUGGACAACGAUGAAGACUUCGAAGUUGCCAACACGGCGAGGCAUUUCAUCCUUGAUCUCAUGCGAGAUGACCCUUCCUUGCUCUCUCGCUCUGCGUACCAUUCCAUCUCCGGAGAAGAGAGCAGCCUAAUUUCCGCCACUUCGUUGGUUAUGGCCUUCUUACAUGCUCAACAUGCGCUGCCGCCAGCUAUGGCUCACCACCUGCUGAAUCACCUGGCUGGCUUCCUGAAGUCGUCCGCCAGCCAGCAGGCUCGCGCACACCCGCUUCAAGGCUAUGCAUACGCGUUGCCAGCCAUAGCCAGGCUUGUCACGCAAGUGAGCAAAAUGUCCGUCCGUGAGCUGCGGCGCGCAAAAGUCGACACGUUCCUCCUACCGUCCGGCGCGCUCUGGUUCGCGCCGUCUGCUCCUGCUGGGCCGUUGUUCCCGCGAGGGCUGGAUGAGAAUCAAGAUCCGUUUGAAUCCUUGCCGAGGCCUCUCGUAUGGAUUACGCUCAUCAGAACGGCACAGAACAUGCUCUUCCUCCGCAUGUUGGAGCGAGAUCCGCAGGCAUUGAAGCAUAUCAGGAAGAACUUGGUAAGACUGGAGCUGCCGUCACUUGAUGGCGACGGUCAUCCCGGAUCUCUUGCCUUCGCUUCCUUCUUGCCGCACAAGACCCGAGCACGGAAACCUGACAAUGCGGUCCUCAUGGCAUUGUCUCUGACCCUGGCCCGGAGCUACUUGCUUUUGGCCGCACAGAUAUUCUGGUCUAUGACCCGGCACUUGAAUGACAGGCAAGAAUUGGCCAUCCUCGUCGAUGGCUUGAAUCGCGUGCUCCUUACGCACGGAGACGACAUCGGGGUCGUAGGACAUGCCUUGCUAGCUUUCAUGUUGGCGAGCACGCGCUUCAAGCGCAUGUUCAUCUCCGGUGGUGCAUACGCGCUAUUCAUGCCCGCAAUCAUCAAGACGUAUUGCGAGGCCGAAUUCCAUCCGGGGAUACGGGCUGCAAUCGAAUAUGCCGUGAACCGCUUCUACGCACUGCACCAGGAGUCCUUCGUCUUCCAGAGCUUCGAUGUCGUAUCGCGGAUGUUCAUGUCCCCCGACAUGGACCAGCCGUGGCUCGCCAAACAGGUCUUCGCGUUGUUCUCCACUCUCAAGAAUGGCACUGCGCCAUUGGCACCCGACGUCGCGGGCAUCUACGACCUUACCAAAUUGCAAGAGCAGGAAAACCGGAUGGUUGCUGUCGCGGAGGAAGUGCCUCAGACGUUCCUCGCAUCGCUUCGCAGAGGCGGGAACGGGAAGAGACAAGUCACGCUAGUGCUGCCUGAGGACUACGAGUGGAAGCGCCUGGGACUUGACAACCUCGUGCGCCUGUUCUUGACGGUCAUCGCGCACAACCCUGCCAUCCAGCGCGCGGAGCGCUUCAUGCGCUCUCUGCGGCUCCUGGCGCCCUACCUGUAUAAUGCAUCGAGCUCGUCCCGUACGGUUCUGCGCGACGGCAUUGAUGCGCUCGGGGCGAUCCUCGUCAGCCGGACCGCUGCCAAGGCGAAGAUGCCCGACACGAUGCAGCCGCGUGCUACGGAUGACUUCACGUAUGAGGUCCUCGUGGAGGGGAACUCGAAUGAGUCACAGCCGGCACUGUCCCCUGCGGAUAUCGUUGCGAUGCGCCUGGACUAUCUGUCGCUGGUCGUGGCCUUUGCUCAGGCAGGCGGGGAACUAGGCACAGCUGCACCCGGACGCGUCGUGGAAUUGACGAAGAUAGUCCUGAGGGAUUCGAUCAUUAGUGCAGACCGUGUCGCUGCGUUCUUGACAGACUACAUGAAGGCUUCACUACUCAGGGAGCCGACGCCGAGCCUGAAAGAGGCGCUUGCGCUACUGAACGACUUUGUGCCCGUCGUGAGCGCGUACAGCACGUCGGUCAACUUCUCUGGGGUGUUCGAUGUCUUGACCUCCCUCUGCGGCAACUCGGUUUUCGCCAACCAACCACGAUUCGCCCAAGUAGUCGUGGCGGGGUAUUGCAGAGCUGGACUGGAGGCCUGUGAAGCUGCUGCGUCGGAGAGCUGGCUCCUCUCUCUACCAUCUCGUAUGAGUGUCAUCCGGCUCAUGAACGCUGCUGUCACCCUCGUGGGCGCGGACGUCCUGGAGGAGCUGGCAAAGCACCCACCCUCAUACGACUUCCUCACCGGUGUCGUGCUCCCUCUGACCCUCUCGCUCAAGACCGCGGGCGAACUCAGCACAGGCAACCAAUGGACAGAAUCAUGGCACAGGGAGGCGCACUCCCGAGCGUGGGCCCGCCUGCUUACGUACACCCUCUCCGCCUGCCAGAACCCACACGUACCGCGCGAGCAGGCCGAGGAUCGGCGCAAGUCGUCGGACAGCCGGCUUUCGGGCGCGAGCAGCCAGAAGGCCGCGAUGUCGCUCACGAUCGCGCUGCAGAUCCUCAAGGUCGUCGUCGUCCGUGCGGAGGACGACCUCUCUGCGUUGAUGCCCCACGUCUGGGCCCACGUCGGCGCGCUGCUUCGGAGCCUCUUGGAUGAUGGCGACGCGGCGUUCGCGACGAAAUCAAGGGACUACUCCGAGCCCCCGUCGCCCUCGCUCUCGCCCAAGGGGAGCCCGACGUCGGACCCAUUCCUGCCGGGUUCGUCGUCGAGGCCUUGGUCCGGGUCCCCGCCUCGCUUGAUUGACUAUCUAAUGUGGUCGUUCAUACAGUGGCUUUGCCUACGGAAGAGCCCGCUCGUGGUGCAGAUGCGAGGGUUCGUGCAGGAGAAAGUCGCGCUCGUCGAUCAGGAGACUGUCCGCGCGGACGAUCCCAACAUGAGCACGUCGUUCGGGGUCAGCCCGAUCUCGGUCCGCCGCUUCUCCAUCUUCACGAAGCCGCGGCGGAGUAUGGCUCACGAGAGCGCUGCUUCUUCAGCUGCGUCGACGCCGCGCCACUCGACUUUUCUGAACACCUCGUUGUCGCUGCCAACGUUUGACGAGUCAUAUCUGCGCGCGUCGACCCCGCGGAAGGAUGAAGGGACGCGGCUGGCGGGCUACGCGCGUGAUGUGAGCCCGAUAUCCCCGUCUGGACGUACAGGAAGAGAGUCUGGACCCAGGAUCGUUCAUCUUGGCCCGGUCACCCCGCUGUCAGUCUAUGGUGGGCUCCAUGCGAAGAGGGCCGCAUCACCCAGUGGGGCCUCGCGCGGAAAGGCGGGGACCGUCUUGGAGGCUGCGAAAGAGCGCACGGUGACGAGCGUCGUGCUCGUACGCGGGACGUACCGUCGCAUACGCCUAGCUCAGACCGUUCUUGGCUACUCGAUGGUUCUGCCCCUUGGGGAAGGCGAAGAGGAAGACAUGAAUGAGAUGCAAGUGCGCGCGUGGACGAGGAAGGAGGCACUGGAGGCAGUCCUGCAGGAGGUAAAGGAUCUGAUGGAGGAGUUCCGCGAGGAGUACUCUGGCGUGGGCGACGAUAGUCUGGUCAUCGUUGAUGCGGAGGAACCGAGCUCACCG
Molecule: messenger RNA, 6294 nt
Organism: Rhodofomes roseus
Lineage: Eukaryota; Fungi; Basidiomycota; Agaricomycetes; Polyporales; Fomitopsidaceae
Exons: 12
Biological process (GO): monoatomic cation homeostasis
Cellular component (GO): axon; cation channel complex
Molecular function (GO): monoatomic cation channel activity
Source: RefSeq, a predicted model, not a curated record